Messenger RNA from Lachancea nothofagi CBS 11611, 1131 nucleotides. The record is from the annotation of a GenBank genome assembly. NCBI's taxonomy places the organism in Eukaryota, Fungi, Ascomycota, Saccharomycetes, Saccharomycetales, Saccharomycetaceae.
AUGCCAGUGAAAUUAAAGUGGCCAUGGCUCGGAAUUGCGAUCCCAUCCUUUCUAGUGAGUUAUAUUGGAUAUACCUCCCAUUUUUUCAUUCUAUCCAAUUAUAUAGGUAGGCGGCGGUUGCUUGCUUUUCAACUCGCGCUAUCAAUGAUAUGGAUAUCGUACGUACUAGCUAUAAAGUCCAACCCAGGAAAACCACCUUCCAACUUUUCGCCCAGGGAGGGACAGUGGAGGAAUUAUUGCCGCAGGUGUAACAAUUUCAAGCCAGAAAGAACUCAUCACUGCAAAACCUGCGAUCAGUGUGUGCUUGUGAUGGACCAUCACUGUCCUUGGACCAUGAACUGUGUCGGCCAUAGAAACUUCGCACAUUUCAUGAGAUUUUUAUUUUGGGUCAUCUUUACAACUUCGUACUUGGGGGUUAUGUUAGGACAGCGAAUUUUAGACCAUUGGCAUCUUCGUAACUCUCACGCUUUCGUUCAUACUACGGAAUUGUGUUUCUUAGCUAUUAACACUCCAUUAAAUGCGUUCGUAUGGCUAACAAUGAUAAUGCUGUUCGUGAGGUGUGUCAAUAACCAAAUACUCAAUGGCAUGACGCAAAUCGAAUCAUGGGAAAUGGAACGGAUCGAGAAUCUGCUCCAUAGAAGAAGAUUAAUACCUCAGCUUUUGGUCAACUUGAGAGAGUUCUAUCCGAACUCAGAGUUAACCGGUGACGACGAUAAACAUCGAUUGAAUGAUGGUAGAAAGCUUCCAGUCGAGGACAUUGUGUGUUUUCCUUACGACUUGACCGUUUCGACGAACGCUUGUACUUUCAUGGGCCCAUUUUACAGCUGGUUAUUACCAUGGGGUCAGCCAGCCGGUGAUGGUGUCAACUUUGAAACCAAUGAAAUAGCAACUUAUGAGCCAGAGUCACCGCUGGAAGACAGAUUCAUGUCCCUGCCUUGGCCGCCUGAUGGAGGUCGCCAGAAAUCAGAGAAUGUGAAUCUAGAAACAGCUAGCAUUGCCAUUCAUAGUAGCAGAGGUGAGGCUGUGCUAAAAAAAAGACCUUUGCCCCCCCGGUUAAGCUCCCAGAGAAAAGAGUGGCAGAACGAAUGGGGCGAAAGUUUAGCAGAUUUUGGCGUAGAUGUAGAUGCUUAA